Molecule: messenger RNA, 1320 nt
Organism: Syzygium oleosum
Lineage: Eukaryota; Viridiplantae; Streptophyta; Magnoliopsida; Myrtales; Myrtaceae
Product: PRA1 family protein A1-like
Exons: 8
Coding region: 236-865 (209 amino acids)
Cellular component (GO): membrane
Source: RefSeq, a predicted model, not a curated record
CAAACCAUCGCACGCAAAUAUAUCCAUCGACACGCCGAAGCAAAAGCUCGUUUCGUUUCGUUACGUUACGUCUCGUUUCUAGAAGAUUCCUUCCCUCCGAUUCUGCGUCGUCUCCUACCUCCGUCCGACCCAGUUCCUCGAUCGCGCGUCGAUUCGUUCCUAGGGUUUCCCGACUUGCGGGAAGAAGCGGGAACAGGAAGAAGAAGAAGAAGAAGAGGAGGGGGGGCGACGGAUCAUGGAUUGGGGGAGCGUGACGGCGGAGGAUCUGCUGGACGCCCUCCGCGAGGUGGACUGGUCGUUGCCGCCUCGCCCCUUGCCGGAGUUCUUCUCCAGGUUCACCGUCCCGAGAUCCUACGCCAAGUGGAGCAGCCGGCUCAAAUGCAACCUCUACUACUAUAGGACAAACUACUUCAUCAUGAUUGUUGUCAUUCUUGCACUUGGUUUUCUCACUAGGCCACUUGCUAUUGUUGCGGCUCUUUUGACAAACCUUAGCAUUGCAUUUCUCAAUGACAGCUUUGCAGGCACUUUUAGUGAGAAGGUGACAAGGACUGUUAGGCAGUUUUCUCCACAUUUAGCUGCCAAGAUGAGGCCAUCUCUCACACCGGUAAUCCGUGGGCGUCCAUCAACUAAAAGGGCAGUCCACAUAUGUGGUCGGCCACGUUGGGUGUUUGUCUUGAUAUUCUCCGCUGCAUCGCUUGUCCUGUGGUUCGUCUCCUGUGGUCUUUUGACUGUCCUUUGGGCGCUUGUCAUUGGACUUUCUGCCACUCUCCUCCAUGCAAGUUUUAGAACACCAAACUUGAAAGCUCGCCUAAAUACAUUCCGUGAGGAAUUUCGUGCUGUUUGGCGUAAUUACAGUGAGCUGUAGUGUAUCUCCAGCGUAGAAAUGAGUACAUUUUCUUGGUGUUUUCCCCCAAGGCUUGAAGCUUAUUGUCGCUAUAGUUGCAAGUUUGGAUGACUGCAGCCGAGACAUGCAUAGCGAAAUAAGUUAUUUUUCUCGGAUUGGGAUCACUGGGAGAAGGCCGCAAAUCUCUGCUGAUUCUCCGAAGUUUGUAAAGUGUUGAAAGCAAAGUGUUCCGCGUUUCAUUUCCUGGUAAGCAAAGGUAGAAGAGGAGAAACGGGUCAGCAUGAAGAACUCUGUGUGACCUGAUGGCUCAUUUAGCUUCUGAAAUAUGUUUUCCCUUUUGUGUGACAUGUAACCUUGUCUGCAUACUUAGGUAAAAAAAAAAAGAGCGAAAUAUGUUACAAUUAUUUACAACUUUGAUAGCACAAGCUGUCUCUAGCUCUGGGAAGUUUAGUGGAGGAGAUUUCCUUGAUUUUUCA